This is a messenger RNA of Acanthoscelides obtectus, 597 nucleotides long. NCBI's taxonomy places the organism in Eukaryota, Metazoa, Arthropoda, Insecta, Coleoptera, Chrysomelidae. The record is from the annotation of a GenBank genome assembly.
AUGGAUGUUAUUAGCUUUGACUAUCAACAAAAUUUGCCAGUACCUGUACUUCCAAUAGGUCAGAGCUUCACGCAGCCCAAUACAGGGAGAUAUCAAACAGAAACUCCUCAAUUUUCCAGUCCGAUUGAAAACAUCACGGUGGCUUUGGGCAGAGAAGCGGUCCUCAGCUGCACGGUCACUGAACUUGGCAAUUAUAAGGUUGGGUGGAUGAAAGCAGACGACCAAACAAUUCUCGCUCUGCACACCCGAGUGAUUACUCAUAAUCCUCGGAUCACAGUCAGCCAUGACGACAACCUGAACACGUGGCAGUUGCGGAUUAGACAGUUGAAAGAGUCCGAUAGAGGCUGCUACAUGUGUCAGAUCAACACGGGCGAGAUGAAGAAACAGAUCGGUUGCAUCGACGUUCACGGGAUAUUCAUCAGUGAUCAUACCUUAGAGUUUAUAAGGUGCCAUACUCCACAAAUGCUAACAAAAGGAUGGAAACAGAAAGGUGGAAACUUUGAUUGUGGAGGAACGGAUGAUAACUCUCAGAUUCUAGGCCCUCAGAUAUCGUUGUCCCGCAGGAUGCCCACCACAUAUACUACAUCACCGUGGUAA